Messenger RNA from Trichoderma reesei QM6a, 834 nucleotides. RefSeq lists its product as uncharacterized. NCBI's taxonomy places the organism in Eukaryota, Fungi, Ascomycota, Sordariomycetes, Hypocreales, Hypocreaceae. The coding region runs from base 1 to 834 and encodes 277 amino acids. The transcript has 3 exons. The record is from RefSeq and is a predicted model, not a curated record.
AUGGCCUCCUCUGCUCAGGACGCUGCCUCCGCCCAGGCGAAGCAAGAACGCAAGCUCGCCAAGAAGGCCCGUAAAGCUGCCCGUGAAGCCAAAGAACCCGAGCUCAAGAAAGCUGCCAAAGUGUCUGAGAAGAGCACUGCUCAAGGCAAAGAGGAGAAGAACAAGAAAGAUCGCGAGCUGAAGAAGCAGCUUCUGGAGCUGGAGAAGAAGCGUCACCAUCAUCUGGCAGAGUCGAAGAAGCUCGAGAUCCAGGUGGAGCAACUGCUUAAGCAAGCCCAUAAUGCCGCCAAAGUGAUUGAGUGGGUGAACAAGGUUCUCGAUGAGGCCUCUGAUGACGGCGUCGGCGAGAAAAUCACCAAAAUUACGCCCGACGAUGACGACGUUAGCGAUGCGCACUCCUCGGGCAAGAAGACUGACGGCGAAAAGAAGAAAAAGAAGAAAGACAAGAAGAAGUCAAAGUCCAAGCCUGAGGAGGCCAGUGCCGUGGAGGGACAGGCGGCCGACGGCAAAAGGAAGCGGCAGGACGACAAUGCCGAGCAGCCAGUCAGCAAGAAGAGCAAGAAGGCGAAGGAGAGCAAAGGAGGAGAGAAGCAGGCUCAAGCAGCAGCUGAAGAGGUGAAGAUCGAAGGCCUUGAAGGCGGCAAGGCCCGUCAAGAUAAGUUCCUGAGACUGCUCGGCGGCAAGAAAGCUGGUGUCAAUGCUGCCAAGCCAGGCAGCAUGGCGUCCAAGAACCCAAGCAACUCGGUCCGCGCCGAGGCCGCUAUCCAGCAGCAGUUCGAGGCUGGCAUGGCGCUGAAGGAGAGCGGCCAGAAGCGCCGCGGCUUGGGUGCUUAG